AUGAUUGGCAUCACCAUACAUGAAGUGAAAAAAGAAAUCAGCAAACAGCAGUUUGAACAACUUAUGCCCACCAAGUACUGUAGGUCAAGCGAGAAGGUAUGUCCUGCAGGUCCCCCCGGGUGACCUGGUCCCAUUGGAGCGAGGAGACCACGUGGCAGGAGGGGACCAAAAGGAAAGAAAGGUCCUCAAGGUCCCAUAGGACCUCCUGGAAAAUCCGGAAAAACAGGAAUGACGGGUCCCGCAGGACCGAUAGGAGAAAAGGGAAAUAAAGGAAAGCCUGGGCCAAAAGGCAUGCCGGGACCACCUGGAAGGCCUGGAAAAUCGAUAUCUGCCCCACAAGUGAUGUUGUCGCCGAAUAAACAGACUCGAGAUGAAGGUGGAAAUACGGCGUUUUAUUGCACGGUCGUAGGAAAUCCUUCCCCAGUCGUGGAAUGGCAAUUUAUGGGCAAAAAACUUCUGUCAGAUGCAAAGUAUUUGAUUAGAGAAGGAGAGUUGAUCGUUAGAAAUCUGACUUACAGCGAUGCUGGACCGUACACAUGUGCAGCCAGAAACAUUCUUGGAUCGUCUGAGGCCACAAGUAACUUAUCUGUUCCAAGAACAGAGAAGUAUUUUACUUUUGAGGUCUGUUAAAUAAGGCCGUUUAAUUUUGUUUGAUAUGUCAUUAUAUGUUUCAUGUCCUCGCAAGGUAAGGUUGCGAGAAUUGACCAUCACUUUUUUAAACAUUCAAGGAAACCUGUAAGAUGUAAAGACAUAGAGCACCAUCUUCAAUCAAUCAAUCAAACAAUAACUUUUGUUAUUAACGUGUCAUAGCUUUUAGCGCAACACAAGUGGUGAACUAAUCGGGGACACUCCCCGUGACAUAUUACCUUAGAGUGAGGUAAUUGAGCUAGCCUGAUGUCUCACUGAUGAAACACCGUGUAAAAUGCCUGGGACGAUUGGUGACCUUUUCACACGCUUUUAAUACACCUAUUUGCUUGUAGUCGUAUCUUCAAAUUCUAAAAAAAGACACUGAAAUAUUUACUAACCAAUCAUUUGAAUUGAUUUCUCCUUUCCUUUUCCUUUCUGUUAUACAGAUAAAAGUUUCCCGAAAAAGAAAAGAUCUAUGGGUCGUCAUCUUUCUCAGUUGCAAUCGUUUGGACCAUUAGGGCUUUAUAGUAUAAACCAGAUAAUUUUUCUUUUCAGGUCUUCCAAUCUUCACAAAAGUUCCACCUGCACUUGCCACACCAGUACAAGGCACUACGUUUCAAGUAACCUGUCAAGCAGAAGGCUAUCCUCGUCCUGUAGUAACCUGGAUUCGAGCGGUGCUACCUUUUCCUGCCGGUAGGACUGAGGUAAACAGGGGUACAUUAACCAUUAAGAACCUAAACCCGGCUGACAACGGUUUGUACGAAUGUAUGGCAACAAACAGCAUUGGAACGUAG
Molecule: messenger RNA, 1421 nt
Organism: Porites lobata
Lineage: Eukaryota; Metazoa; Cnidaria; Anthozoa; Scleractinia; Poritidae
Source: the annotation of a GenBank genome assembly